This is a messenger RNA of Penicillium cinerascens, 1671 nucleotides long. RefSeq names its product ATP-dependent RNA helicase. The record is from RefSeq and is a predicted model, not a curated record. Bases 1 to 1671 code for a protein of 556 amino acids. Gene Ontology annotation, cellular component: mitochondrion. The transcript has a single exon. Gene Ontology annotation, molecular function: ATP binding; RNA helicase activity; nucleic acid binding. Lineage: Eukaryota; Fungi; Ascomycota; Eurotiomycetes; Eurotiales; Aspergillaceae.
AUGCAAGGUCCCGGAAUUGAUGCUGGCUCCCAGCCCUACGCCUCUAUGGCUGGGAAGCUGGACCCCAGACUCCUCAAAGCCCUCGAUGUGAUGGGCUUUACGUCCAUGACCCCCGUCCAGCAACGUGUUUUGACCGAACUUCCCAACUGGCGCAGUGACUGCCUCGUCCAGGCCAAGACCGGUACUGGUAAAACUCUUGCCUUCUUGCUCCCUGCUUUGCACUGCCUGCUCCAAGGUCAGGCACCUCCCAGAGGCAAGGUCGCUAUCUUGAUCAUUACGCCGACGCGAGAGCUUGCUCAACAGAUCGCAAAGUCAUGCGAUGAGCUCACUUCCCAACUAACGACCCCUCUGGAGUGCCAUAUUGCGGUUGGAGGAACCGCUCGGGCUUCAGCUCACUCGCGCUUCAUGAAGGGUGCUCCGUCUAUUCUGGUUGCAACCCCCGGACGACUCAAGGACUACCUGUCUGAGGACUACACUGCUCAGAAGCUUUCGAACAUUCAAACUCUGGUUUUGGAUGAAGCCGACACGAUGCUGGAGUCCGGGUUCAUUGCUGAUGUGAAGCGAAUCCUGCAGCUCAUCCCGCCCAAGAGCACGGGCUGGCAGGGAAUGUGUUUCUCAGCCACUGUUCCUCCCAAAGUCAAGGAUGUCGUCAGUGUUGUUUUGAAGUCGGGCUACAGCAAUAUUUCGACUAUCGAUAAGAACGAAGCCCCAACGCACGAGAGAGUACCCCAGUACCAUGUCCUGAUACCGUCAGUGGCAGAGACCUUUACCACGCUUGCUUCCCUUCUCAACAUGGAGAUCAAGAAAUGCUCUAAGAUCAUUGUCUUUGGCGUCACUGCAAACAUGGUUGCACUUUUGGCAAAUGUCUUCUCUGAGGGCUUGACCCCCUUGAAGGUGUUUGAGAUCCAUUCCAGACUCAACCAGAGCCGCCGCACAAAGACUACGGAGAUGUUCAAGGAGGCUUCUGCCGGAAUCAUGUUCGCCUCCGAUGUUAUCGGCCGUGGCAUGGAUUUCCCCAAUGUCGACCUGGUCAUUCAGGUUGGCCUGCCGUCCAACGGUGAGCAGUAUGUUCACCGUGUCGGCCGUACAGCCCGUGCCGGCAACGAUGGCCGCGCUAUCAUUCUCCUCACGGAGGCUGAGUCUUUCUUCAUGAAAGUCAACCGCCACUUGCCCAUCAAGCCCCACCCGCAGACCGACGCAAUCAACGCGGCCGCGCCAUUAUGCGCCGAUGCGGUCACUAUGGCCAUGUACAGCAUUGAUGAAGAGACAAAGCAACGCGCCUACUCGUCCUUCAUUGGAUUCUUCGCUGGUUCGGGUCUUCUGAAGCCGCUUCGUCUCGACAAGACUGGCCUUGUUCAAAUGGCCAAUAAGAUGGCUAUGGAGGGUAUGGGUUGCCCUGAGCCACCGCCGAUGGAUAAGAAGGUCAUUGGCAAGAUGGGCUUGAAGGGUGUUCCUGGGUUCAACUAUGCGAGUGGCAAUGAUCUAUAUGGAGGAAAUCGUCCGCAAAGCCGUUCCAAUGGUCGACACCCUGGCAAGAACCGUGACGCCCUUAGCCCUGGAGCUGGCCGAGACCAACACGGUGGAGUUGACAAAGGCCGCCGUGGCCGUGGCGGCGGAGGUGGGCGUGGAGCGCGUCGUGGCGGGCGUGGAGGAAAGCCGAGAGGAGCAUAG